Mytilinidion resinicola is the source of this 2747-nucleotide messenger RNA. RefSeq lists its product as uncharacterized. Lineage: Eukaryota; Fungi; Ascomycota; Dothideomycetes; Mytilinidiales; Mytilinidiaceae. The coding region runs from base 1 to 2532 and encodes 843 amino acids. The record is from RefSeq and is a predicted model, not a curated record. The transcript has a single exon.
AUGUCUUCACGACGUUCUAGUUUACGCAAUCCCAACAUCGCUCCCAGACGGACUUCUUCAAUCCGUUUUGAUGACUCCACGAAUCCUAUUCCAUACCCCAGCUUCUCCUCAAAUGUCGACUGGACUCUCGAGGUACCAUAUGGACAACUUGACGUCGACUGGAGCAAUGUGAAUUUUGAUGAUCCGGCAUUUUCUGGGUACAAUAGGGUUGACCAGCAACCCUCCACUGAUUUCCUCCUAGACAGUCUGUCAUACUUGGAACCUGAACAACAGGUAAAUGCGGCUAAGAGUCGCCGAGCUUCUGUCCAAAUGAUGAAUAGGCCUCUAGCUGCAGUGCCUGGCUUGAAGAUUCCACAGUCGUAUGACCUGUCAAAUAACCACGCCGUCGACCCUUCGCUUCUAAACUCGGACUAUCAGAAUACCACUUACGGUUACCAGUCUGAAGCAAAUGCACCAUAUUUCACUGACGAUUUCGAACUACAGCCGCAGGUUCAUGACGGAUUUGUGCCGGCUUCGCAUGAUGCCGGUACGACGGCAGAUGUAUAUGAUGAUGACUUACGAAGCUCCCUGAGGACACGAAAACGAUCACGCGAAGAUACAACCUCUCAAGAACGUCCGAGAAAACGUGCCCGGGAAGAAGAACCGCACCACGGACGCUCUCCAAAGUCUCGACGCAGCUCAGGCAACUCGAGCAGUUUGAGCGAGACAUCCUCUCUAAGAAAGAGCCGGAAAGCAACCACAAAGAUCACGAGAUCGGUCUACGAACCCGAGAGGCCGGAGACGGACAAAGACAAGCACUGGAUUAGGAUAAACCAGACCACCGAGGGAAAGACUAGCCGGACGGGAAAGAUCAAUCACUACAAGGCUGAAGAAAUGUACAAUCAUAGCCUUCCCCAUACUAUCGGCGACUGGCAGGGUAGUAAGACGCUCUUCCAGUACGACAGGAACGGCGAGCUACAGCAGAGGACUUACAGUGCGAAGGAGAUUCGAGAAUUCUUAUAUGAGCAUCCACGAACUAAAGAUUGUAAGUUGAAGCUUUGGAUUCAGAAAUCCCCUGCAGACAGCGCUCGACGUUACCCACAGGAACACUCCUCGAAAUGUCGGUUCCGAUGCUGUCCAAUCCAAGCGAACUUCAAGGGAACUAUCCUCCACGGCCACUACCGUGUUGCCUUUGAUGAAAAGUGGCACAAGUAUCGCGAAAACGCUGACCCGUUCCACGUGGCGGCGUAUGUCCAUCUGUACUGCCUAGAGCGCUUCCUCGACUUCCCAGAUAUCUGCAACAAGCUUGAGAUCGCGGCCGACGACCGACGAUUGCGAAACGAGCCAAAAGGGAGAUUCCUUGCUAGUCUCGGAAACUCUUGCGAGGGUGGCAUCGCCCACAAGUUCAUCGAGGACUGCAGGAAUGGUAAUCUUCACAACGAGUAUCCUGACUACCCCAUCCAUCAAUACUACCGUCACGGCGAACCCAAGCUACAUGUGCACACCCUUACAUAUGCAUUGAACAAAGGUAAGACCGAAACGCGACCGCCUGCGCAGAUCCGGCAGUUCGAAGAGCGCGGCCUAUCGAGCUCUCAUAUCUUGGUACACAUGGGCGAUCUGGAGAAAUUCGUCAAAGCGAGACUGAACAAGAAGAAGGCAGCUAAGCGGAGGAAGCGUGGCGAGCCGAGCGAAGACGAGGCAAGUGAUUCAGAACCCGAAGCUGUUCCACGAACUGCUCGUCCUCGCACGACAGCCGCACCGAAGGCUGAGCGAUCCUCUACUCAACGUCCUUCCCGGUCUCAGACGGCUUCAGAACCACGCCGACGAAGCCCCCGCAAUAAGCAGCGCAUCAGCUACGCAGACAUGGACGCAGAGCACUCCGACGCGAGCGGAGGCGAAGAUAUCCUCUUCAUUCCCGAAGCCGACGACCCCUACAACCACACCCAGCCUUACUACCCCCACCCCCAAGACAUAUUUUCCCAAGCCAUGUCCCUCCAAAAGCACCUCCAGCAGCCCCGCAAAUCCUCCCUUGCCCAAUACCCCCGCCCCGACCGCCCCCGCCGCGUCUCCUGGGCGCCAGACCCCACCUACGACCACGCCCUUCCCCACCACCCUGAGUACCAGCCCGAGCCGCAAACGCCCUGGCCACAGCACCCCCUACCCCACCAACCUCCGCUUGGACCCGACUACUCCACCGCCCGCAAACCCAGCGCCGGCUUCACACAGCUCCUCGACUCAAUCACGUCCUACGAGCUGGACCCGGCGGCCCAGUUCCUCGCCACCGACUUCGACGACAGUCUGCUCUUCAACGACUUCACUAACGGCGGCGGAGUCUUCGCUCAGCCGACUUCGCCGGCCAGGCGGGGCUCGGGGAGUCCGCAGCGGCGGCGGUCGUCUUUGGAGCGGAAGGUGAUUUCCGGUGAGAGAAGGGGGAGUAGGGGGAGUCCGAGAGAGCAGAGAAGGCAUAGUAUGCGGCUGAGGAGCAGGAGUAUGGGGAGUCUGGGGAGUUUGUUUGGGGGGUCGCCGAGCCCGCCGGGGACGGGUGACGCGUAGGGCUUCUUUGAGGGCUUAAAUGGAUUGGAUUGGGAUGCGGGUUUUUCUUGUUAGUGGGGAGUGGGAGAUGUACUUGACGCAGUAAAUUGUUUUUCUUUCUCUUUCCAUGGGUUUUUCUUUUUAUGUUGUAUGAGCAUUGAUGGGCGCUGCGGGCGGCGUUUCAAGAAGAAAAGCGUUCUCUGUAUUGGUAGAAUAGCAUAGUUCGAGCGUAGAGC